ACGCCGGACGGCACUACGGCAGUUUUGAAUUUCGUUAAUCCACCUCCGUCUUCCGUCUACUGAUCUUUGUGACUCAUAAAGUCAUAAUUCGUCUGUACAUAUCAAUAUAUAUUUACUCAUUAGCUAUUUGUUAAUCAUUAGUUGGUUUUUUAAUUUCUCAUUAUUUGACAAUCCCGUGAGACAUCAGAUAGACGAAUUGGUGGCAAAGCGAAACCCAAAACCCGUUUGGAAAACCAACUGGAAACGCAACGCCGUCUUAUCAAUAUUCAUAUGGGCGAGACGCUCGUCGGUUACGACCUCGGAUCUACGACAACUAUACUUGGGGAAUUUUUGUUUUUGCCCGUCGAUCGGCUGAAAACUGCGCAACGUUCGAUUAGGGGGCCUCCGCGAUCGCAUGUUAUGGAUUCGUCGUUGGUCGUUGGCCUUUGUCGUCCGACUCCGACUCGUCCGUAACCGUCUUUCUCCGCCACCUCCACGACCACCGUCCCACUACUCCACCGCCUCCUACACCGGACGCCGCCUUGCGAGUCGUCGUCCUCCGCCGGGUGUCGUCGCCGUUAGUGGUUAUCAGUCGUUGCUCGUCGUCCGGUGUAACGGUUUUGCGCACAACACGGCUGGUGCGGCCGUUCGCGUGACGUUUCUCCCGACUCGAUCUCGUUCUUAUUAUUACUUAUUUUUACGGUUUAUCGCGUGUCAUGCGAAAUACGUUAAAAAAAUUAAAUUUAUCGAAACAUAUCGUUCGUCCGUCCGCCGCCGACAUUAGUAUUAUUAUCGUCACACUAUAUUGUUAAUACCGAAUCGUUCGUCGUUACGCGUAUCGCGCCUUUGUAUCGUUAUCGUUCGUCCCCCCCACCCUUCCCCCCACACACAUACAUACGCGCACACAGCCCUCGACUGGGUCCGUUGUGCUCGCCUUUUGGUCGUCGUCCGAAAAAAAACCUACGAGGCUACGACGUCAACAUGCAAGUGGAAGAAGCGUUAUUCGACGGUGUAAACUUGAAGCUGGCCAUGGACAUCAAGAUCAAACGUACCGAUGGUCGUAUCCACAAGGCAGUUGUGUCUAGGAUGAAUCCAGAUACUAGAAGCAUUUCAGUUGAGUGGCUAGAAAAUGGUGAAACAAAAGGCAAAGAGAUUGAUUUAGAUGGGAUCUUGGAACUGAAUCCUCAAUUACGUUCAAAUAUUCCUAGUAUUAAUAUGGUUGCUCAAAAUGGUACUAAUAUACCAACAACAAGCAAGUUAGCAAGGUAUUCCACAAAAGCCUCGAUACAAGCAUUUACAAAUAAUAAAGGUUCUUAUAAAGGAACAAAACCAGUUAGUAGACAAACCAAUCAUUAUUCACCUGCAGUGAAUGGCACUGGAGAAGUUUUGUCAACAACUGUCCCAUGUACACCUUUAAACCCUCCAACCCAGUAUCAACAAAUUCCUGUGUUAAAACCAGCUGAUCCUCCACCUCAAACACAACAAUUAACCCAUUUGUAUAGCAAUAAUACGGCAGGAGCAAUCCGUGGCUCAAAUACUACUGCAGCAACAUCAGCUGCAGCUGCCGCUGCUGCUGCUGCAGCCGCCAAAGACAGGCGAAGUAAUGUUGUUAAGGAAGUAGCUAAAUUGAAAAAAAACCGAGAAGAAAGGCGACAACGUCAAGCUGAAUUAAAAGAAGAAAAAGAAGCAUUAAUGAACAUGGACCCUGGUAAUCCAAAUUGGGAAUUUCUUGCUAUGAUAAGAGAUUAUCAAUCUAAUUUAGAUUUUAAACCUUUGAGAGACUCUGAAGUAGUUGAAGAUCAUCAAAUUACUGUUUGUGUCAGAAAAAGGCCGCUCAAUAAAAAAGAAUUGAAUCGAAAAGAAGUUGAUGUUGUUGCAAUACCAUCUAAAAAUCAGGUUAUUGUCCAUGAACCAAAAAACAAAGUAGAUCUUACAAAAUACUUAGAAAACCAGCAUUUCCGAUUUGAUUAUGCCUUUGACGAGACUUGCACCAAUGAGACGGUGUAUAAAUAUUCUGCAAGACCUCUUGUAAAAACUGUAUUUGAUGGUGGCAUGGCCACAUGUUUUGCUUACGGACAAACCGGCAGUGGUAAGACUCACACCAUGGGUGGAGAUUUCCAUGGUAAAACACAAGACUGUAAAAAAGGCAUUUAUGCAAUGGCUGCUAAAGAUGUUUUCCGUUUUCUUAAUUCACCUAGUUAUUCAGCAUUAAAUCUGGUUGUUACUGCCAGUUUUUUUGAAAUUUACAGUGGCAAAGUGUUUGACUUGCUGGGUGAUAAAGCCAAAUUAAGAGUACUCGAGGAUGGUAUGCAAAAAGUGCAAGUAGUUGGUCUUACUGAAAAAGUAGUCACUACAGUAGAUGAAGUUUUGAAAAUAAUCAAUGAUGGUAACAGUGCUAGAACUUCAGGUCAAACAUCAGCAAACAGUAACUCUUCAAGGUCUCAUGCUGUUUUCCAAAUCGUAUUACGUAUCCCAGGCUUAAAUCAAAUACAUGGAAAAUUUUCAUUGAUAGAUUUAGCUGGAAAUGAAAGGGGUGCAGAUACAUCAUCAGCCAACCGACAAACACGAAUGGAAGGUGCAGAAAUAAAUAAAUCUCUACUUGCAUUAAAAGAGUGUAUUCGUGCUCUAGGGAAAAAAGGUUCUCAUUUACCUUUUAGAGCAAGUAAAUUAACACAAGUACUUAAAGAUUCCUUUGUUGGUGAAAAUACUAAGACCUGUAUGAUUGCAAUGAUAAGUCCAGGACUUAGCUCAUGUGAACACUCUCUGAACACGCUCCGUUAUGCUGACCGUGUUAAAGAAUUGGAUGCAUCAGAUCCUGCUGCUGAAGAAGUUCAAGUGCCUAUGUAUUCUUCACCACCAAAUCGUUCUCCGAACAUGUCUCGUAAUUUACAAGAUGUCAGUAUGGUCGAUGAUGAUUUAGCAGCACUAAGAUCGCUUAAUGAGGGUGAAUUGUCUGCUGACUUGUACAAUUUUCACGAAGCUGUUUCCCAACUGCAAGAACAAGAAGAUGAAAUGCUAGAAAAACACAAGUCAUUAAUAGAAUCUGGACAGAAAUGGUCACAAAAAGAAAAACAGUUGUUGGCAAUGACUAAACACGUUGACUACGAUCAAGAUGCGUAUUCAUUGCAGCUGCUCAAUUUGCUUCAAACCAGAUUAGCUGCAAAUCAAGAUCUAGUUGAAACUGUGCUUGCAUUCAGAAAACAGUUGACAACUGAAGAACAAUUCAGUCAGAACAUAAUUAGAGGCAGCCACCGUUAGAKACAAUGUUAUUUUAUUAUUGUCCUCUAUGUGUACUCGUUAAGUCUUUGUUUUUGUAAUAAAAUAAUAUGAUGAAGUAGAAAACGCAUGAGAACAUUUCUAUUUUUGUCAUAUAGAUACUGAUUUUAUGUGAUUUUUUCAGUGAUGCUACUAUUAAUGGCCAGCAAAUACUUGUAAACUCUAACAAGUGUUUGCCGGUUUUACCUACUUAAUAAUUUACUACAUCGCUUUAAUUAAGUUUUUAACCUCAAAGAACUAAACCCUUAUUAUUGUUACGAGCAUUAUAAAUUUGUUCUUCUAACUUUAAAUACCUUUAGUUAUAUAUAUUUUUAAUUAUAUGUAUUUUUUCUUUUAA
Messenger RNA from Diuraphis noxia (Russian wheat aphid), 3592 nucleotides. It is a transcript of the gene Klp10A, whose product is annotated as kinesin-like protein 10A. The record is from RefSeq and is a predicted model, not a curated record. Gene Ontology annotation, molecular function: microtubule binding; ATP binding; microtubule motor activity. Gene Ontology annotation, biological process: microtubule depolymerization; microtubule-based movement. Gene Ontology annotation, cellular component: microtubule. NCBI's taxonomy places the organism in Eukaryota, Metazoa, Arthropoda, Insecta, Hemiptera, Aphididae.